This is a messenger RNA of Styela clava, 1977 nucleotides long. The record is from RefSeq and is a predicted model, not a curated record. Lineage: Eukaryota; Metazoa; Chordata; Ascidiacea; Stolidobranchia; Styelidae.
AUGACAAAUAUUCGAAACUUCAUAGCUUCAGUUCGUCAAUCUAUCAAGUCUGACAAAAGGGACAGUUUAACAUUGCAGUUUGUCAACAAUACUGAAUUAGAAAUCCGAAAAAUUGAAAGGUUGCUUCGAAAUAAUUCUCGCCAAAUACCUGCUGAAAUGAUAAUAUCUCAACAUGAAACAUUGAGGAUAACUCUGGCAAAAAUUAAACAGAGCUAUGAAAACCAGAAGAAGGAAAUUUCAAAACAAUGGGAUGAAGAAAAUGCAAAUCUUCAAAACUUUAUUGCCACAGUUCGACAAUCUAUCGAAACAGACGAAGUUGAUAGUUUAACAUUGCAGUUUGUCAGCGAUACCAAAUCAGAAGUUCGAAAAGUUGAAAGAUGGCUCAACACUUAUUCUCGACAAAUACCUGCUGAAAUGAUUAUAUCUCAACACGAAACAUUGAAGGCAACUCUGGAAGAAAUCAAACAGAGCUAUGAAAACCAGAAAAAGGAAAAUGAAAAAAGAUGGAAUGACGAAUAUGCAAAUCUCCGCAACUAUAUCAGAUCAGUGCGCCAAACAAUAACUGGUGACCAGAAGGACAAAUUAAAAUCAAGAUUCAUUAAUGCUGUAAAUAACGAAUGUGAUAAGGCAGAAGAGUGGCUUCAAGCUAAUUCGAUUGAUAUUACUAUUGACAUGAUUAUAUCCACAAGAACCGAAUUGAGACUGAGCAUUGAAAAAUUCAAGCUGGAAUUUAAAAAAUCGAAGACGACGAAAAAAGAGGAAGAAAAACGACGCCAUAAAGCAUACGAUGAGUUAAACUCUUACAUACAGCGAGUGGUUGACUAUGUUGAUUCCGAAAUAGGAAAGAAUUAUUUAUCUGAUCAAUAUUUUGAAAAAAUGAAGCAGAAGAGUUUGGAGUUGAAAACAUGGAUUAACACUCAAUACUUUGAUAUCGACCCAGAGGAAAUAUAUUCAAAAACAGAUAGACUGAAGAUGGAUGUCAAAAAUAUUCUUAAUGACUUAAAUGAAAGAAAAAAGACUGAUGAGACUGAAAAAUUAUCCACUAUCAAAAAGGAAACAGCUAUCAACAAUUUCACAAAUUGUAUAUCUGAUGUUGAAACUUGGCGAUUUUUCGAUCCGUAUACACUAAAGUUGACUUUGUCUGAUAAAAGAAAAAUUGAAGAAAGAUGCAAAUAUUGGAAUCAGUGGCUCUCUGAAUCUUCCAGAAAUUUUUCACUGGAUCACAUAGAGGCAUAUCACACUGAAUUUGAAGAGCUUGCUCAAAUGGUUCUUAGAAGAUUACGUGAACGACAGCGGAUCGCCGGAAGGAAGCAAAGACGAAAAUCAUUAAAAGAAGCAGCAGAAAAUCUUGAAAGUUAUAUCGAAGAUGUUAAACAAUUUUUGUGGUCAGAGAAAUAUAAAGAUUUGAUUUCGGAAAAUGACAAAAAGUGGAUUUAUAACGCGUGCUAUCAGGCAGAUGUAAUGGUUUCAAAUUACCAGAGUUACGGAUUAGCGGAUAUAGUAAGCAGUCACAUAGAAUUACAGGAAUCUGUAUCUAAAUUAUGUGACGAAUUGAAUCAGAAGAAAAUGGUACAAAUAGAAACAGAAAGAAGACGACGUCACGAUGCCAAAGUAAAAGUCUACAAUUACAUAAAACAUGUCAGAUCCGUUUUGACUCCAAAUAGAUGCAAUAGGAAAAAAGUACCACAAUCUCUGACAUAUUGUGAGGAAGCUGAAAGGUGGCUCCAUGUUUAUCGUGCUACUCUAUCAGCAGAAGACAUUAUAGAAAUUUAUGAAAAUAUUUCCACAUAUUUUGAAAAUGAUUGUCGCAAACAUCACAUAAAGUUUCAGAGAACAACGGGAAAAAAAAUAUUUCUCAAAACCAUGAACACAUUGAACAAAACAAAUCGAUUGAGAAGGUUCAAGAGUUCACUCACAAAAUGAGAAAUGUAAUUAGAAAUGAACGAGCAAUGACUAGAUCGGAAAAAGAAAAAUUAU